Molecule: messenger RNA, 687 nt
Organism: Ilex paraguariensis (yerba mate)
Lineage: Eukaryota; Viridiplantae; Streptophyta; Magnoliopsida; Aquifoliales; Aquifoliaceae
Source: the annotation of a GenBank genome assembly
AUGCACUCUUACACUCAUCUCCUCUUCUUCUUUAUCUCUCUUCAAUCACUGGUUAUUCCUUCUCUCUCAGCUCGCAGCCUACUCCAAAACGGCACCGUAUCAUCAUGCCCUUUGAAUUUCGACGCUCUUCGCAAGCUGGUACAGGGUUCAAGACGGCCCAGUCUCGAUACCACCACAGAGUGUCAGUACAUCCGCCAAUGUCUCAGACUCGUCCAGUCUGAGUACCUUCGACUCACCGGGUCAUUCCUCCCACCGUUGGACUCGGCCGAGUCGUGUUGGGACUCGUACGAAACGCUGGUCCAUGAGUUCGUCCCCAAUUUCGACAUCCGUCGCUCCUGCGGCUUCCAAACCAGUUGGAUCUCCCAAGGCUGUAUGAACAUCACCACUCGUGCCGAGUUCGAAGGCAACGUCACUCGAGCAUCCUUAAACGAUGUCGUUUCAGCUUGUAACCAGUCCCUUUUGAAUGGCUCUCCUUGUGCUACUUGCACUACCAGUCUCUCGAGGCUUCGAGCUUCGUACUUAACCGGUCCGUCCGUCGGAAACGUCUCCGAUUGUACGGCCUACCCGUUUAUUUACGCCGCAGCUUUCGCAAACCAGCUAGGUCCUACCGAUGAAGGUACUGCCAAGUGUCUGUUUUCCCUCGAUUUUACAUCGUCCAAUUCAAAAACAAACAGAAAACGAUUGUAA